This is a messenger RNA of Fopius arisanus, 1152 nucleotides long. RefSeq lists its product as uncharacterized. The record is from RefSeq and is a predicted model, not a curated record. The transcript has 3 exons. The coding region runs from base 255 to 569 and encodes 104 amino acids. NCBI's taxonomy places the organism in Eukaryota, Metazoa, Arthropoda, Insecta, Hymenoptera, Braconidae.
CGUUUCACCCGGCGCAUUAACCGGUACGAUAGCUCCUUUACAAUUAUUGCGAUUAGUUACGUGAAUGACCCCGAAGGGCGUAUGGUGAAACGAGGAGGUUGAGAGGGGGUGAGCAGGACACGGGAAAUCACGACACGUCGGUCUAAUUGAGGCCAGAUAAGGACCUCGGACGUAGGUUUAACGUUGAUGGCUGCGUUUACUCUCUUUGUGUGACUCAUACCCUCUACAACCGAAGAGCAGUCGAACAAGCGACAAUGGGGCAAGGCAAAAACGAGAGGCCAAGACAGGUAAGCGCCGCGUGUCGUCGUCCAUGUUUACACACCGAUGCCCAGGAGACGAUGCAGAAGCGAAGAAAAGGCGUCAAGGUGGCCAGACCCAACACACAUCACCCUUUCUCAACCAGUAUCUUCCCCGAAGUGUCACCCGGGGGCAACUCGAGUACUCAACAGGACCAAGGUCGUCCACACAAAUACUCGAUGUGCAGAGUGGUACGUCUUCUGGAAUCAAUUACCGAAGCCCCUGGGGGUGAAUUGUUCAUCGGAUAUACAUCUAGAAACAGUAGUGUAUGAGUGGCUAGUUUGCAGUACUCUCUUGUACUCCAUAGGCGACCACUUGAUUACGUCAGUUAGGUGAGUAGCAGCUCAAUUCUGGCUAUGAAGCCACCAGUGCACUACAACCCUGUCUACUCCUAGCUCAUCCUCAGGAUGGCAAAGCCAGUGGCAAGCUUCUCACCCCAAACCAUUCUCCGUGCAUAAGCAAAGCUAUUUCACAUAGGCACUACUUACACCUCAAUAUGCUUCUGUGUUCUCCUGUGAGUAUCCGUGUAGUUUAUGGCUUAAAGUCGAGCUGCAAUGGCCUGUAGACUCACUGUACAGUAACUACAGUGUAGAGACACCCGAACGUAAUUAGUCGUGAGUGAAUAUCGAUUAUCUCAACUACUAUUGAACAAUCAGAACUUAUGUACUGAGUCUUGCACGUGGGCUAGGGCUUCUCCACAGAUUACCAUUAUCGCAUGACAUUUUAUUAUUGCACUGCAAUAAUUUAACGUACACCUUUUGUCGGAACGAAAUCACUCGACAAGGAUUAACUUUUAUUGAUGCAACGAUUUGUUAAUUAGUUUGUACUGAAAAUACAGCAAUCAAUGUUAACAAU